Molecule: messenger RNA, 618 nt
Organism: Rangifer tarandus platyrhynchus (Svalbard reindeer)
Lineage: Eukaryota; Metazoa; Chordata; Mammalia; Artiodactyla; Cervidae
Source: the annotation of a GenBank genome assembly
AUGCCGAGCAAGAAGAAGAAGUACAACGCGCGGUUCCCGCCGGCGCGAAUCAAGAAGAUCAUGCAGACGGAUGAAGAGAUUGGGAAGGUGGCGGCGGCCGUGCCUGUCAUCAUCUCUCGGGCGCUCGAGCUUUUCUUGGAGUCACUGUUGAAGAAAGCUUGCCAAGUGACCCAGUCCCGAAACGCCAAGACCAUGACCACAUCCCACCUGAAGCAGUGCAUUGAGCUGGAGCAGCAGUUUGACUUCUUGAAGGACCUGGUGGCAUCUGUACCUGACAUGCAGGGGGAUGGAGAAGACAACCACAUGGAUGGGGACAAGGGUCCCCGCAGGGGCCGGAAGCCAGGCAGCAGUGGCCGGAAGAACGGUGGGAUGGGAAGCAAAGGCAAGGACAAGAAGCUGUCAGGGACAGACUCCGAGCAGGAGGAUGAGUCUGAGGAUACAGACAGUGAUGGAGAAGAGGAGACACCACAGGUCCCACCCCAGGCCAGCCACCCCCCUGCCCACUUUCAGAGCGCCCCGACACCCUUCAUGCCCUUCACCUCGACUCUGCCUCUGCCCCCAGCACCCCCGGGCCCCUCAGCACCUGACGCAGAGGAAGAAGAGGAUUAUGACUCCUAG